AUGGGUUGUGAUUGGGAACCUAGUUUCCAUUGGAUCCCCAUACGUAACCUUCAACCUUCUUUGAUUCUUAAAAAACCUUCUUUUUCUCUCCACUUUAGUUCAACUUCACACAUACAUCCUUCAUGGAGCAACUACGGCCACCACCGUUGUCGGGUCUUGGCGGCUCGGCUGAAUUCGAUGGUGGCUCAAAGUCGCAUAGGCAAGUAUUUUAGGGUUGCCGAGCGUAAUACUACCUUCACCACCGAACUUCGCGCUGGUACUGCCACGUUCCUCACUAUGGCCUACAUCCUUGCCGUCAACGCCACCAUCAUCGCUGAUUCGGGCGGGACAUGCAGCGUCUCCGAUUGCAUCCCUCUAUGCUCCGACCCCAAAACGCCACUCUCCGAAUGCCCGACCCAUCUCCUGACCCGACCCGGAUUGUCUUGCAAGUACCCUCCCGUCAACCCGGGCUAUGCGGCGUGCGUGGAACGCACGCGCCGCGACCUCAUCGUUGCCACCGUGGCCUCCUCCCUCAUCGGCUCCGGCAUAAUGGGCCUCUUUGCGAACCUCCCCUUAGCCCUAGCGCCCGGCAUGGGCGCCAACGCGUACUUCGCCUACUCCGUGGUCGGGUUCCACGGGUCGGGUCCCGUACCCUACCGAACCGCAUUAACCGCUAUUUUCUUAGAAGGCCUAAUCUUCCUCAUAAUCUCAGCCGUUGGAUUUCGCGCGAAACUCGCCAAACUCGUUCCAAAACCCGUCCGAGUCUCCUCCGCCGCCGGAAUCGGUCUCUUCUUAGCCUUCAUUGGGCUUCAGAGCAACGAAGGCAUUGGGCUCAUCGGAUUCAGCCCAUCAACACUUAUCACUCUUGGAGGCUGCCCGAGGAACAAACUGACGGCGUUAGCUCCGGUCAUCACAAUUAACGGCACAGUUAGUUUAAUUCCUGGCGCCACCGUCUCCGACAAGAUACUAUGUUCUGGGAACCGCAUGGAGAGCCCAACCUUAUGGCUUGGUUUGGUUGGGUUUCUUAUCAUUGCUUACUGCUUAAUGAAGAACAUAAAGGGGGCUAUGAUAUACGGCAUCGUUUUUGUAACCGUGAUCUCCUGGUUCAGGAACACGCCGGUUACGGUGUUCCCUAAUACCCAACUCGGUGACGCCGGGUAUGACUAUUUUAAAAAGGUGGUUGACGUGCACGUGAUAAAAACCACCGCCGGUGCGUUGAGUUUUGAUAGCAUGUGGAAGGGUGCAUUCUGGGAAGCACUUUUCACGUUCUUGUACGUUGAUAUAUUGGACACUACAGGGACCUUAUAUUCGAUGGCCAGAUUUGCAGGGUUUGUUGAUGAUAACGGUGAUUUCGAGGGGCAGAAUUUUGCGUUCAUGGCGGACGCAUCGUCGAUUGUGGUGGGGUCCCUGCUGGGGACGUCGCCGGUGACGGCGUUCAUCGAGUCGUCGACGGGGAUACGGGAGGGGGGGAGGACGGGGCUGACGGCGGUGACGGUGGCGGGGUAUUUUUUUAUGGCGUUUUUUUUCACGCCGUUGUUGGCGUCGAUUCCGGCGUGGGCGGUGGGGCCGCCGCUGAUAGUGGUGGGGGUGAUGAUGGUGAGGUGUGUGGUGGAGAUUGACUGGGAGGAUAUGAGAGAAGCGAUACCGGCGUUUGUGACGAUUGUGUUGAUGCCGUUGACGUAUUCUAUUGCCUAUGGGUUGAUAGGGGGCAUUGGGACGUACCUUGUGUUGCAUGCAUGGGAGUGGGGGGAGGAGGUGGUGAGGAAUUUUUUUACUAACAACAACUUUAAGGAUAAUAAUAAUAUAUCUAAUGUAAAUGCUAAUAGUCGUGUUGUUGAUGAUCAUGAACAAGGAGAUGAUAACAAGGUGUAGAAUAGUACAAGUAUUAUAGUUUCUUUUUUCAGGUGAAUAUUGGCAGGAAAAUUAGGAGACGUAGUAGGGACUGAUCGGGGUUUAGAAAAAAAAAUUAAGAAAUCGAUUAGAUUUGUGUAAAUUUUUAAAUAUUAGUGUGUGUACAAGAUGUUUUUCAUACAAAUUAAAGAGUGUUCGUUUGUUUAACGAAAAGGACAUCUAAUUAUUGGGUCUUGAUCCGGAGGAACAUAGAUUUGGGUGUGAGGGUCCAAAGAUUUCACUGAAUCAAAUAUCAAUCAGUUUGCAUAUGAAAAA
This is a messenger RNA of Glycine soja, 2145 nucleotides long. RefSeq names its product adenine/guanine permease AZG1-like. Gene Ontology annotation, biological process: transmembrane transport. The record is from RefSeq and is a predicted model, not a curated record. Gene Ontology annotation, molecular function: purine nucleobase transmembrane transporter activity. Gene Ontology annotation, cellular component: plasma membrane. Bases 1 to 1851 code for a protein of 616 amino acids. Lineage: Eukaryota; Viridiplantae; Streptophyta; Magnoliopsida; Fabales; Fabaceae. The transcript is spliced from 3 exons.